AUGGCUUCACAGAGUGUUUGGAUCUUCCGAUUCUUGCUACUAUCGAUAGCGCUGGGCGUUAGUCAUGGAAUUUCCACCGAGCUACAGCAGGCAGAAGAUAGUGCCGAUCGUCACAAGCGAUCCCUUGUGUACACCUACAACAGUGCCACCGGGAUCUUGUUUGCACUCUCGGUGCCACUGCUCAUUACGGGACGUAACAUAUUUAUGGCCUACAACUUUGAGGCCAACUACGGCAUGCCAAUCGAGAGUACGGAUUACACACAAGGCAUUCUGAAGAAAGGUGACAACGAUCAGAUUCAGCCUACCGAAGGGGAGGCCAGAAAUAAGGUGCGGCGAGAUGGGCAACACGCGCAACCCUCUACUUCAUCCAGAUUUACGCGAAAGAAGCUGUACCGUAUGAUCGAGCUGAACCUAACUCGGUACGGAUUUGAUGGCAAGAAGUGCAUCCUGCGCAUGAUCUGUGAGCUAGCGAGCUGGCCAGUGCACGAGGGCAACGGCGUCAUUGGUGAUAUUAUGCAGCUACUGUUCACGCCAUCGAGCACACGAUAUGAGAAGCUUCCUGGAGAGUUCUACCAUGCGGAAGAGCAAGGAGCACAGCACAAUUGUCACAAGUACCGAAAGUAUUGUCCAAAGGAUCCUCUAGACGCGAUCAGUAGAUUCUUGUAA
This is a messenger RNA of Anopheles aquasalis, 666 nucleotides long. RefSeq lists its product as uncharacterized. NCBI's taxonomy places the organism in Eukaryota, Metazoa, Arthropoda, Insecta, Diptera, Culicidae. The record is from RefSeq and is a predicted model, not a curated record.